Molecule: messenger RNA, 3195 nt
Organism: Puma concolor (puma)
Lineage: Eukaryota; Metazoa; Chordata; Mammalia; Carnivora; Felidae
Source: RefSeq, a predicted model, not a curated record
AUGUGGCUGAAGCCUGAGGAAGUGCUCCUGAAAAAUGCACUGAAGCUGUGGCUGAUGGAAAGGUCCAACGACUACUUCGUGCUUCAGCGGCGUCGGGGCUACGGCGAGGAAGGCGGAGGGGGUCUCACAGGGCUUUUGGUUGGGACUCUUGAUUCAGUCUUAGACUCUACUGCUAAAGUUGCUCCAUUUCGCAUCCUACACCAGACACCCGAUUCUCAAGUUUACCUGUCAAUUGCAUGUGGAGCCAACAGAGAAGAAAUAACCAAACACUGGGAUUGGUUGGAACAAAAUAUCAUGAAGACCUUAUCUGUGUUUGAUUCAAAUGAAGAUAUUACUAAUUUUGUACAAGGAAAGAUAAGAGGAUUAAUUGCUGAAGAGGGAAAACAUUCUUUUGCAAAAGAAGAUGAUCCUGAGAAAUUUCGAGAAGCCCUUUUGAAAUUUGAAAAAUGUUUUGGUUUACCAGAGCAGGAGAAGUUAGUGACCUAUUACUCAUGCAGUUACUGGAAAGGACGGGUCCCUUGUCAGGGUUGGCUCUAUCUUAGCACCAACUUUCUGAGCUUCUAUUCUUUUUUGUUGGGAUCAGAAAUAAAACUUGUUAUCUCCUGGGAUGCAGUCUCAAAACUUGAAAAGACUUCAAAUGUUAUACUAACAGAGAGUAUUCAUGUGUGUUCCCAAGGAGAGAAUCACUACUUUUCAAUGUUUUUGCAUAUUAAUGAAACAUACCUUCUUAUGGAACAGCUGGCAAACUAUGCUAUAAAGAGACUUUUUGAUAAGGAAACAUUUGCUAAUGACCCUAUCCUUGAUGAUCCUCUACAAAUCACCAAGAGAGGUCUGGAAAAUCGAGCCCACAGUGAGCAGUUCAGUGCUUUUUUUAGGCUCCCCAAAGAAGAGGCUUUGAAAGAAGUACAUGAAUGUUGCUUAUGGAUACCAUUCAGCCACUUUAACACUCAUGGAAAAAUGUGCAUCUCAGAAAACUAUAUCUGCUUUGCUAGCCAGGAUGGCAGUCUAUGUAGUAUAAUUAUUCCAUUACGAGAGGUUCCUAUUAGUUCUGAUUCUACAGACCCAUCCGAUAAUAUUGAGGUACAGUCUUUGACAUGUCAGAGAGAAUGCAGUAAAACUGUGAACACCGAAGCCUUAAUGACAGUAUUUCACCCUCAGAAUUUGGAGAAUCUUAAUUCCAAAAUGUUGAAAGAAAAAAUGAAGGAACAGUCAUGGAACAUCCUGUUUACAGAAUGUGGGCGUGGGGUUAGCAUGUUUCGGACCAAAAAGACUCGAGAUCUGGUUGUAAGAGGGAUUCCAGAGACCUUAAGAGGAGAGCUGUGGAUGCUUUUUUCAGGUGCUGUUAAUGAAAUGGCUGCUAAUCCUGGCUAUUAUGCUGAAGUGGUUGAGCAGUCCUUAGGGACCUGCAACUUGGCUACUGAAGAAAUUGAACGUGAUUUGCGUCGCUCCCUGCCUGAACACCCAGCCUUUCAGAGUGACACUGGCAUAUCUGCUCUGAGGCGGGUACUCACUGCUUAUGCAUACAGGAAUCCCAAAAUUGGAUACUGCCAGGCAAUGAACAUUUUAACUUCAGUGUUGCUUCUGUAUGCAAAAGAGGAAGAAGCUUUUUGGCUUCUGGUUGCUGUGUGUGAACGGAUGUUGCCUGAUUAUUUUAACCGUCGAAUCAUUGGUGCCUUGGUGGAUCAGGCAGUCUUUGAAGAACUUAUCAGGGAUCACUUUCCCCAACUUACAGAACGUCUGACCGAUAUGACAUUCUUUUCCUCAGUUUCUCUCUCAUGGUUCCUCACACUUUUUAUUAGUGUGCUGCCUAUUGAAAGUGCAGUGAAUGUGGUGGACUGUUUCUUCUAUGAUGGAAUAAAGGCCAUUUUACAACUGGGAUUGGCAAUACUUGACUAUAAUUUAGACAAACUGAUCACAUGUAAAGAUGAUGCUGAAGCUGUGACAACUUUAAACAGGUUCUUUGACAGUGUCACUAAUAAGGAUAGCCCAUUGCCUUCAAGUGUUCAGCAGGGUUCAAAUGUGAGUGAUGAGAAAAGCAGUCUUAUUAAAGUGGAUAUUACAGAUUUGAUUAGAGAGUCAAAUGAGAAAUAUGGUAAUAUUCGCUAUGAAGAUAUACACAGCUUGCGCUGUCGAAAUAGGUUGUAUGUCAUACAGACCCUAGAGGAAACAACAAAGCAGAAUGUGUUGCGUGUUGUAUCACAAGAUGUGAAAUUGAGCCUUCAUGAAUUGGAUGAACUUUAUGUCAUCUUUAAGAAAGAGCUGUUUUUUUCUUAUUAUUGGUGUUUGGGUUGUCCAGUAUUGAAGUACCAUGACCCCAGUCUGCCAUAUUUGGAACAGUAUCAGAUUGACUGCCAGCAGUUCAGAGUGUUAUAUCACUUGUUGAGUCCCUGGGCUCAUUCUGCAAACAAAGACUCACUAGCCUUAUGGACAUUCAGAUUGUUGGAUGAAAACUCUGACUGCCUUAUAAACUUCAAAGAAUUCUCCUCUGCAAUUGAUACAAUGUACAAUGGAAGUUUCACUGAUAAGCUUAAGCUGCUUUUUAAGCUGCAUAUUCCUCCAGCUUAUACUGAAGUGAAAUCUAAGGACCCUUCAAAAGGAGAUGAACUUUCAAAAGAAGACUUACUUUAUUUCAGUCAGCUUCAUGUUUCCCAGCCUAUAAAUGUGAAGGAAGCAGAAUCACUAAAAAAGAGCCCUGAAAAAGGCAAAGGAAAAGUUGAUAUUCAAGCAUACCUAAGUCAAUGGCAAGAUGAGCUUUCUAAAAAAGAAGAAAGCAUUAAGGAUUUACCAAGAAUGAAUCAGUCACAAUUCAUUCAGUUUUCAAAGACUCUGUAUAACUUAUUUCAUGGGGACCCUGAAGAAGAGUCGUUAUAUCAAGCCAUUGCUGUUGUAACUAGCCUUUUGCUCAGGAUGGAAGAAGUUGGAAGGAAACUACAUAGCCCUACAGCAUCAGCCAAAGAAUUCUCUGGUACAGUCUGUGCUUCUGGAGGACCCAGUGAGGGGAAAACAGAGAGCCACUUGAAGAAAGAUCCCUCCUCUCUGAGGGAAGAACCUCAGUGGUCAUUUGCAUUUGAACAGAUUCUUGCGUCUUUGUUGAAUGAACCAGCUUUGGUGAGGUUUUUUGAGAGACCCAUAGAUGUAAAAGUGAAACUCGAAAAUGCAAAAACCUCUCAGUUAAGUUUCAGAACCAAGAUGUAA